AUGGCGGAGAAGCAGGACGUUGAGUCCGGCAGGAGCAAAGGCUUCUCACAUUUCCAAUUGGUCUUCGAUCAGGCACGAGUAACCCCCGAAGUCGAGAAAUGGAACUACGAAGGUAGCGGUACGGAAGACGACCCUUAUGUCGUCGAUUGGAUCGACAAUGACCCCGGAAAUCCAAUGCUGUUCGCCGAUAGCAAGAAGUGGUUUCUCACCAUGCUUGUCGCCAUCGCAACCCUGGCCGUGGCCUUCGUUUCUAGCGCUUACUCUGGCGGUAUCGAACAGAUCAUAGUGGAGUUCGGCAUUGGCCAGGAAGUCGCGACACUGGGGUUGAGCUUGUUCGUCUUGGGCUUCGCGAUCGGUCCUCUAAUGUGGGCUCCCAUGUCCGAACUGUACGGUCGUCAACUCCUCUUCUUCGGCACGUAUGCUGCCCUGACAGCAUUCAACGCCGGCGCUGCGGGAGCUCAGAAUUCGUGGACACUCAUCAUACUGCGAUUCUUUGCUGGCGCUUUCGGUAGCUCGCCACUUACCAACGCUGGCGGUGUCAUCGCGGAUAUGUUCCCUGCGAAGCAACGAGGGUUGGCUAUGGCGCUAUUUGCGGCUGCUCCUUUCCUUGGCCCGACACUUGGCCCUCUCAUUGGCGGUUUCCUCGGCAUGACAGAAGGCUGGCGCUGGGUCGAAGGGCUCAUGGCCAUCUUCACCGGCGCCCUCUGGCUCAUCGGCGGCUUGCUCAUCCCCGAGACCUACCCACCCGUGCUCCUCCGCAAACGCGCCGCCAAACUCUCCAAGAUGACGGGCAAGGUCUACAAGUCCCGGGCCGAAGUCGACCAAGGCCCUACUACCGCUGGAACAGCCUUUAAGACCGCCUUGACUCGUCCGUGGAUCCUCCUGUUUCGCGAACCUAUUGUCUUCUUGUUGAGCAUCUACAUGGCCAUCAUCUACGGUACGCUGUACAUGCUCUUCGGCGCCUUCCCUAUCGUGUAUCAGCAAAAUCGUGGGUGGAAUGAGGGUGUUGGCGGUCUCGCCUUCAUGGGUGUGUUGGUCGGCAUGCUCAUCGCUGUUCUCUACGUCAUCGUCUACGAGAACAAACGAUACUCAAGAGCUGCAGACAAGGCUGGUGGAUUCGCCGCGCCGGAACAACGGCUGUACAUGACCAUGGUGGGCUCCGCAUGUGUCCCACUCGGGAUGAUCUGGUUCGCAUGGACCAAUUACCCUGACAUCCACUUUAUGGCCUCCAUCACUGCUGGCGUGCCUUUCGGGUUUGGCAUGGUCUGUGUCUUCCUGGGCGUCAUGAACUACCUCAUCGACGCAUACGUUAUCUUCGCCGCGUCCGUCCUCGCCGCAAAUUCAGUAUUGCGUUCACUCUUCGGCGCCGCCUUUCCUUUGUUCACAACGCAGAUGUACGGCAACCUCGGCAUCCACUGGGCUUCCAUGGUCCCCGCUUUCCUGGCACUGGUAUGCGUGCCAUUCCCUUUCUUAUUCUUUAAAUACGGGCCCCAAAUCAGGGCGCGCUGCAAGUUCGCCGCCGAAGCAGACGCAUUCAUGAAGAAGAUGCAAGCACGACAACAAGGAGGCGCCGCCAACGACGAGCAAUGGAAGGACGCCGAAGAAGGCGACCAAGAAGUCGACCACAGGGCCGAAGAAAAAGAAGCCGAGAGAGAUCUCGCGGAGGAAGACACACAAUCCACAUCCUCGAGACCGCUAUACGCGGAGAUCAAUACCAGCAACGGUGGAGGCGCGCAGAGAAAUAACCUCAGCCGCACGGGCACCAACCAGACCGGCAGAAGUGUGAAGUCGACCAGGAGUAUACGGCAUCAACCGUAUUACGAUGAUAAUCCGUAUGACAUCGAUCGCGUCAACACGAAGGAGUCGUUCACGCCGAGGAGUAGGGCUAAUACCAUAAGAAGUCAGAAAUGA
Anthostomella pinea is the source of this 1911-nucleotide messenger RNA. The record is from the annotation of a GenBank genome assembly. NCBI's taxonomy places the organism in Eukaryota, Fungi, Ascomycota, Sordariomycetes, Xylariales, Xylariaceae.